CAAUGAGAGGGUUCAAUAAUGUAGAUCAGCAUCACGAUAGUCUUUCCUCUUUUGAACUUCCAAGAAGUUGAGGUAUUUGCAAAGUCCUCGGGCAUCCUGGAGAUGAGCUUGGCCAGCAUGAUGAGCGACAGCAAGAUGCGUCGUAGUGCAGAACAACUGCAGUACUCCGUCCGAGAGUGAAGUCAAGGCAAGUAUAUAAGAUCAGUGACUUGUUUGUGGGUUCCUGCUUGUCUUCAUCUUUGUGCCAUAACAGUGUUCUUCACCUUCAGCAUGAAGAGUUUUUUCGUCAGCAGUAUAGCACUCGCCAGCGCCGCUGUAGCAUCAGCCAGGAUCGCCUUGCCUAAUGGCUGGUUCAAGAUUCCACCUGAAAAGAAGAUCGAGCCUGGCAAGUUCAAUAGCAAGCCACGGUAUCUGAUCUGGAUGGCCGACUCUCAGAUCAAGCAUGGCGUGGAGCCAACAUUCGCCUACACAGUGUCCGCCUACCUCUCCGGUAUUCUCCUUGCAUACGACAGAACAGGCGAUGACAAGUACCGCGACUAUGUCAAACGCCAUGCAGACACGGUACUGUACCCAGCAUGGAACGGCGAGAUCCUGCUCCACAACAACAGUAACUCCAUUGACGAUAUUCGUUUCGGGCACACGUUCUUGGACAUUUACAAUCUUACCGGUGGGGAAGAGAUAUACAAGGUCGCAGCAGACAGCCUCAAAGACCAGAUUGAUCGCUCGUUCCGCACACCAGAUGGCGGCUUCUAUCACCGCUAUCCUGUAUACAUUGAUCAGAUGUGGCUUGACGGCAUCUACAUGCUCGAUGUGUUCUACGCACGCUGGACGUACGAAUUUCAACCAGACAACACGACAGCCUGGGACGACAUCGCUUUGCAGUUUGACCUCAUCGAUGCUGGUACCACAGUCGACCGCGAACGCACCAAUGGUCUACCGGUCCAUGGCUUUGAUGUCAGCAAGAAGUCCAUAUGGGCUGAUCCUGAGACUGGUGCUGCACCACAUGUCUGGGGUCGUGCAGUGGGAUGGUAUAUCAUGGCGCUUGUCGACACUCUAGAUUAUUUCCCCGAGAAGCACGAGGGUCGUGCGCGACUUAUCAAGUACCUCCGGUCUGUGGCCGAUGCGAUUGUCGCCGCUCAAGAUCCGAACUAUAAGGGAUGGUAUAACAUCAUGGACCCUGGGCUUGAGGGCCGCUCUGGCAACUACAUUGAGAGCUCUGGAUCUGCCAUGUUUGUGUACGGUCUGCUCAAGGGAGUACGUCUUGGAUACCUCGAGGACAAGAAGUAUCUUGAUACUGCACUCAGCGGAUAUGAGCUCAUGACGGAGACCUUUGCUGAGAAGCGCAAGGCCGAUGGCGCAUUGGUGUGGGAAUGGACUGUUCAGACCGGCAGUCUAAGCUCGAACGGUACCUUUGAGUAUUACGCAAGCAUGCCAUUAUUCGAGAACGAUCUGAAGGGAGUUGCCCCUUUCCUCUUUUCUAGCUACGAGUACGAACUGUACAUCGAAGGUCAACAGUGAGGUCACAAAUAGAAGAGAUUAUGGUUAGCUUCGUUAUAUGUCUCUGAACUAGUCUUGUGCAAUAGAGCACCUUGUUGGCCUGCUUCUUCCUUCCAGGAAUAC
Molecule: messenger RNA, 1620 nt
Organism: Macroventuria anomochaeta
Lineage: Eukaryota; Fungi; Ascomycota; Dothideomycetes; Pleosporales; Didymellaceae
Product: glycoside hydrolase family 105 protein
Exons: 2
Coding region: 271-1518 (415 amino acids)
Biological process (GO): carbohydrate metabolic process
Source: RefSeq, a predicted model, not a curated record